Messenger RNA from Schistocerca nitens (vagrant locust), 1480 nucleotides. RefSeq names its product TP53-regulated inhibitor of apoptosis 1-like. The coding region runs from base 165 to 410 and encodes 81 amino acids. The transcript has 3 exons. Lineage: Eukaryota; Metazoa; Arthropoda; Insecta; Orthoptera; Acrididae. The record is from RefSeq and is a predicted model, not a curated record.
AUGUCAUAUCUUCGCUGAAAUUGUUUGGUUUGGUGUAAUCAGGAGUUCGAAUACAAUACAAAAGAAGAUUCUGUUUAACUCAGGUUUGACGUUGCAAAUUAGAAGUGAUUGCAUUUGAGGUCUAUUUGUGAUUUGUUAGCGAACCGUUAUACACAGGUUUUGGAAUGAAUAGCAUUGGAGAAACUUGUAAUGAUUUAAAGAAGGAGUAUGAUGCCUGCUUCUUGACAUGGUUCUCAGAGAAGUUUUUAAAGGGUGAAACAAAUGAUGACAUGUGUGCCCCAUAUUUCAAAGUGUAUCAGGAAUGUGUGAAGAAAGCAAUUAAGGAUCAUAAUAUAGAUCUGAAGGAGAUUGAAAAAAACCAUCUUGGUUCUAAUGAAGAACAGAAGGUUCCACCACCAAAAAAUAGCUGACACAUAAUGAGGAGCCUCUGCAGUUUACUUUCUCCUUGUUCUGUUCUGCAGUGGGUGCCACAGCGUAAGAUACAAUUUGGCUGUAGCAACGAGAUUGCUGAGAGCCAAUGGCAUAGUGAUGUUACAGACGUUUGAGAUAUACAGGUUAAAUUAUAAGGAAGCUGUAUUAAUGUCUUUACCUUUCACUUUGCAGUAAAUAUUGUGUAGAAUGUUUUAGCAUUUUUGAUCAUAUACCAAUAUAUGUUUAAAAAGGCAGCGAGUUAUACAUGCAAUCAUGCCACAAAAUACUCCAUAUUGUUUUCAGUGUGAUUGUUAUGCAGAAGCAAACUCAGAACGUAAUUAUCACAAAGGAUCUCCCAAAAUAAAUUAUCUUUUUGCAGUCAGCUUUGAGAGUUAAUAUCAGAUACCUAUAAAAUUUGCUUCCGUCAUAUAGAUAUAGUCGCUUUUGCUGUUUUGUAAAUAAUAAGGGUGUAUGUGCUAUCAUCAGUAUCAAUUUUCCUAAUAAGAUGAUUUUUCUAUCAAAGCAGCAUCUGUGCACUUUUGGUCUGCUACAAAAUUCUGUUUCAUAUAUUUGUGUGCUAAUACCUCAAUACAUAGUUUUUCGUAGUCAUUUCAUAUGUAAGAAAUGGAGGUAGUAUGAUUAGACUGAAGCUGUUCCUGGUAAUGGAAACUUAUUUAUGAUAUGCAGAUGUUUACUCAUGUUGAGGAAAUGGGACCAUAAAGCUUUCUAUUAUGAACCACUGCACAUGCUGGGUUGCUUUCGGUAGCAUAUCUUCUGCUUCGGCUGUAUCUGUUUCCAACAGUCCUUUAUUAAUGUCACUGUAAUUCUGUGGGCCACAUUAAUUCAUGCAAUUUUUCUUUUAUUUAUUUUAAAUGUAUAUAAAAAGUGUUCAGUAGAAUUAGACAGUAAUUCAUUGUUACCUAGAUGUGUAGUAAUAGAUUUAUUUUUACAAAUAUAAAUAUGUAGAUGUGUAUUGCAAGUGCUUAAAAACUUUGUUUUUCCUUCUUCAAUGAGCUGUGAUAUGUAUAUAUGCUUUACACUUUCUUGGAACAGUUACACCAAAAAGAAU